AUGUUUCUUGUUAUCCUGCAGGACCCGAUGUCGCAUCGUAUAAUAGAAAAAAGGCGACGCGAUCGAAUGAAUAAUUGCCUGGCCGAUCUGUCGCGGCUCAUACCGGCCGAAUAUAUGAAAAAAGGUCGAGGUCGAGUUGAAAAAACCGAAAUAAUCGAAAUGGCCAUCAAACACAUGAAGUACCUCCAAUCCAACGUUUCCUCGCCGGUCGGGAAUCAACCACCUGCACACGAACCCUCGGAACCAGUGGAAGCCCAAAAGUCCGAAAAUAAUUCUACCCCCGAGCAACCCGAAAACUCCAUCUUGAUGGCAGAACAGUACAGAAUGGGAUUUUUGGAAUGUCUGACCGAGACUAUGCAGUAUCUCGUCGGGGCACACGGAUAUCCACCUAACCACGGGUUGUGCAGCUUGUCGCUCAUCAACCACUUGCAACAGCAUUACGCUCAGAUCAUCAAAGGGAAACAAGUGAUCCAUGGCGUGAUGAAACAAGAGAUUAUAUUGGAAGUGAACAAGUUCAACGCGAAUAUGCUAACAUACUUGGACGGGGACGGGGCUUACGACGAGACCGGUCAACAAAAACAUUCUUUGAGAAACUCGAAGUCUCACACGUCGGCCAACGCGUCAUAUGACCAGACCCUGGCGGACAGGUGCAGCAUGUCGUUCACGACGGACUCGUAUUCGUCCAACGGGUCAAUGUACAAGUUCAAGACGGACAUCAAACAGCGGUUCAGCGCCGAGAACAGCGGCGAGGACCUGGCCGAUUACUACGCGCCGGGCAAGAAACGGCGCCGGAAAGAAUCGUCCGACUGCACCGAAGACGGCCGACAGGAUGUACCGAUAUUCGCGUUGCACGCCAACGGGUCGUACUACAUACCGAUGACCGUCAACAGGGACAUCAUACCGCCCGCCCUGGACCACGCGAUGACUGAAACCCGUUCGUCUGUCAUCGUGCACCCGAUAUCGAUUUCGGUCAACUUCCAAGCGACCAAUCAGUUCUGA
Messenger RNA from Macrosiphum euphorbiae (potato aphid), 999 nucleotides. NCBI's taxonomy places the organism in Eukaryota, Metazoa, Arthropoda, Insecta, Hemiptera, Aphididae. The record is from the annotation of a GenBank genome assembly.